CUGUCUGUGUCAGUCACACGGAGCUCAGUAAAAACUCUCGUUGUACAGUCGGACUGUCUCCCACUGUAGCAACUGUAUUCAUUUCGAAUUUUUUAGUUUCCUUUAUACAGGAGACCUAACUCCUCACCAUGGCGUCUCUGAACCAACAGUAUGAGGAGAGGGUGCGUCCCUGCAUCGACCUCAUAGACUCUCUUCGCUCUCUCGGUGUGGAGAAGGACUUGGAUCUGCCUGCUAUCGCCGUCAUAGGAGACCAAAGCUCGGGGAAGAGCUCUGUGCUGGAGGCGCUGUCGGGGGUGGCUCUGCCAAGAGGAAGUGGCAUUGUGACAAGAUGUCCUCUCGAACUGAAGAUGAAGAGAAAGAAAGAAGGAGAGGAGUGGUACGGAAAAAUAAGCUACCAGGACCACGAGGAAGAGAUAGAAGAUCCUGCGCAUGUGGAGAAAAAGAUUCGAGAAGCUCAGGAUGAAAUGGCUGGGGUUGGUGUGGGGAUCAGUGACGACCUGAUCAGUCUGGAGAUCGCCUCUCCUGAUGUUCCAGAUCUGACACUCAUUGACUUGCCUGGCAUCGCCAGGGUGGCUGUAAAAGGACAACCAGAGAAUAUUGGAGAACAGAUAAAGAGACUGAUCCAGAAGUUCAUCAAAAGACAAGAAACCAUCAGCCUGGUGGUUGUUCCAUGCAACGUGGACAUAGCAACCACAGAGGCUUUGAAGAUGGCACAGGAGGUGGAUCCUGAUGGAGAGAGGACUUUGGGUAUCUUGACCAAGCCUGAUCUGGUGGACAAAGGCACAGAAGAGACAGUGGUUGACAUUGUUCAUAAUGAGGUCAUCCACCUGAAGAAGGGCUACAUGAUCGUCAAGUGCAGGGGUCAGAAAGAGAUCACAGAGAAGGUGUCUCUGACUGAAGCAAUGGAAAGAGAGAAAGCCUUCUUCCAAGAUCAUGUUCAUUUCCACACUCUCUACAAUGACGGUCAUGCCACCGUUCCUAAACUGGCUGAGAAGCUCACACUUGAGCUGGUGCAUCACAUUGAGAGAUCUCUGCCUCGACUAGAAGAGCAGAUAGAAGAGAAACUAGCACAGACUCAGGCAGAGAUGGAGAGAUAUGGCAAUGGGCCGCCAACUGAUGCAGCUGAGAGACUCGUCUACCUCAUUGAUAAAGUGACAGCAUUCACCCAAGACGCCAUCAAUCUGGCUGCAGGAGAGGAGCUCCAGUGUGGAGACAAACUCAAUGUCUUUUCCACACUCAGAAGAGAGUUUGGGAAGUGGUACAGCCAGCUGGACCAUUCGGGACAAAACUUUAACAGAAGAAUUGAUAGAGAGGUGGAGGAGUAUGAAGAGAGGUACCGUGGGAGAGAGCUGCCAGGUUUCAUCAACUACAAGACCUUUGAGGUCAUGGUCAAGGAGCAGAUCAAACAGCUGGAAGAACCAGCUGUCAAGAAACUCAAGGAUAUUGGAGAUGCUGUUAGAAAGGCUUUCGUACAGCUGGCCCACAGUAGCUUCAUUGGAUUUCCUAAUCUCAUGAAAACAGCCAAGACAAAGAUCGAAGCCAUAAAGCAAGAAAAAGAAUCCACCGCAGAGUCCACACUGAGAACCCAGUUCAAGAUGGAGAUGAUCGUUUACUCCCAGGACAGAACCUACAGCAGCAGUUUGAGUGACAGAAAGAGAGAGGAGGAUGAGGACGAACUGAAAUGUCCAAAAUUCAAUACAAAAAGGAGCAUUGUGCACUGCAUGGAUAACCAUGCGACACUUCAGGAGCUGAUGUUACACCUUAAAUCUUAUUACAGCAUUGCCAGCCAGCGUCUGGCUGACCAGAUCCCGAUGGUGAUUCGCUACCAGAUGUUGCAGGAGUCUGCUGUCCAGCUGCAGAGGGAGAUGCUGCAGAUGCUCCAGGAUAAAGAGAAUGUGGAGUUCUUGCUGAAGGAGGACUUUGACAUUGGCCACAAGAGGGCUGCUUUGCAGAGUCGCCUCAAUCGCCUCAUGAAGGCCCGCGCAUACCUGGUGGAGUUCUAGAGGAGGUCGAGGCCUAACAGCAUGAGUCCACUGCACUGCUGUCAUACAGUACAAUCAUAUUAUACUAUUAUUUUUUCUUUACUGUGUCCAGUGUAGAAUGAAUAGAUUUACUUUAAAUGUGACAACCAAGUCAGAACAAGUCAUUGUUGUUAAAUUGGUGUUCUUAAGUGUACUGCAACUGGCACUCCUAUUGCCACUCAAAAAAGGUAAUUCACAGCCUAUUAUUCAUUAAACAGUGUUUAGAAUGCUCUCUACAGACUAAGAAUAUGUCCAAAUGCACCAUGUUUGUAUUUGUUAAAAUAUACUGUGUUUGUUUAGAUAAAGAAAAGAUAUGCCUCAAAUUGAUAGCUUCUCAUUUGGCUAAUCCAGCUUGCUUUUAUAGGUAAUACUACUCAAUUGAACAGUCUGUUCAGUCAGUUCUGUUGGGAAAGUUGUGAGCACAGUGAUGUAUUACAUUAUUUUAUAAAUUGAAAUGAGGAACUCAUUUGGACUUGUGGUUCAGGCCACCCGGCCAAAUAUAAGUCCGAUAUUCACUGUCUCUCUGUUUUUAAGUUCUGAGGGAAAUAUCUGGCUUUUAAGCUGCUAAACACUCCACUCUGUUCACCAUAUAGCCUCCGUUCAAUGUUUAUGUUGUACAGUGUUCAUUGUAAACCUCCAUAAAGCUGAGAGGAGCUGGACAUUUGGGUGAUGACUCUGUCAUUUCCACACUACAAUCAUCCCAUUGCACAUUGUGCUUUUUAGUACAUUUUAAAGAUAUAACUCACUUAUAGCCACUAAAAUGAAAAACGAUACAACAUAAAUUGGUCUCCUAACCUGCCCUGCUUCAUGUUUUUACAAAUAAAACAGUAGAUAUCAAUUA
Molecule: messenger RNA, 2862 nt
Organism: Lates calcarifer (barramundi perch)
Lineage: Eukaryota; Metazoa; Chordata; Actinopteri; Centropomidae
Product: interferon-induced GTP-binding protein Mx
Biological process (GO): defense response to virus
Cellular component (GO): nucleus; microtubule; membrane
Molecular function (GO): GTPase activity; microtubule binding; GTP binding
Source: RefSeq, a predicted model, not a curated record